Punica granatum (pomegranate) is the source of this 1056-nucleotide messenger RNA. Lineage: Eukaryota; Viridiplantae; Streptophyta; Magnoliopsida; Myrtales; Lythraceae. The record is from RefSeq and is a predicted model, not a curated record.
CACCCACCAAAACCCUAGGAUGGUCAUCACAGCUAGGGUUUGAAGAGAGUGUCUCCUCCCGCCACCGCCGCUCUUCCCUCUCAUAUCCCUAAACACACCAUGGCGACCGCUGGUCAGAUCAGCAAGAAGAAGAAGUUCGUAGCCGAUGGAGUCUUCUACGCUGAGCUCAAUGAGGUGCUGACCAGAGAGCUCGCGGAGGAUGGCUACUCCGGCGUCGAGGUCAGGGUCACUCCCAUGCGCACCGAGAUCAUCAUCCGAGCCACCCGCACCCAAAACGUUCUCGGAGAGAAGGGAAGGAGGAUUAGGGAGCUCACCUCUGUCGUGCAGAAGAGAUUUAAGUUCCCUGAGAAUGGUGUGGAGCUGUACGCAGAGAAGGUCAACAACAGGGGCCUUUGUGCCAUUGCUCAGGCCGAGUCCCUUCGCUACAAGUUGCUUGGUGGCCUUGCUGUUCGCAGGGCAUGCUAUGGUGUGCUGAGGUUUGUUAUGGAAAGCGGUGCUAAGGGAUGUGAGGUUAUUGUUAGUGGGAAGCUGAGGGCUCAACGUGCCAAGUCCAUGAAGUUCAAGGAUGGCUACAUGAUCUCUUCCGGUCAGCCUGUCAAUGAGUACAUUGACUCAGCAGUUAGGCAUGUUCUCUUGAGACAGGGAGUACUUGGGAUCAAGGUCAAGAUCAUGCUCGACUGGGACCCCAAGGGCAAGCAGGGCCCCAAAACACCACUGCCUGAUCUUGUCACAAUCCAUACUCCGAAGGAAGAGGAGGAAUACGUGCGGCCAAUACUCACAACAGCUGAUAUUGAUGUCCCAGUUCCUGUUGCCUGAAGAUUCCCAACUUUUGGGACGUGACCUCUGCAGGGACAUCCCCCCGCAGUUUUAGAGAUUUUUCAGUUUGAUGGUUUUGCCAGUGUUGCACAUGGAAGUCUUUUCAAUUAGGAUCAUCUCAUAAUUUAAUUUAAUUUUCCCAGUUUUGGCUUUACUUUUGGUAUUCUGUUAAGAACUUUUGAAAUGUCAUUAUUUGAGAGGUACCUUUUCCUGCAGAUUCUCAAUGAGUCCUCGGCAAUA